This is a messenger RNA of Aspergillus nomiae NRRL 13137, 1917 nucleotides long. Its product is annotated as putative sensory transduction histidine kinase. Gene Ontology annotation, molecular function: phosphorelay sensor kinase activity; histidine phosphotransfer kinase activity. Gene Ontology annotation, biological process: phosphorelay signal transduction system; protein autophosphorylation. The transcript is spliced from 2 exons. Bases 1 to 1917 code for a protein of 638 amino acids. The record is from RefSeq and is a predicted model, not a curated record. NCBI's taxonomy places the organism in Eukaryota, Fungi, Ascomycota, Eurotiomycetes, Eurotiales, Aspergillaceae.
AUGGCGGCUCCGUCCCCCGGCAAUCUGUCAGCUCAGCAGCUGGCAGAUAUCUCGCCGAUCGGAACUGCUGUCCUCAAUGUGCGAGAUGAGAUUCUAUUCUCGAACCGCCGUUUCCGAGAACUGAUGACCUGCCGAUCGCGCAGGGCAUUCGACGGUUGGUCACAAUCGAUUGCCCGGGGCGACUACGAGCGGGUGGCAACGGCAUACGACACCGCGCUGAAGGCCAACAAAGCGCUGCGCACCGAAUACCGUACGGGCGACGAGCCAUGCCAAUGGCGCCUCCUCAUGCUAACGCCAUUCAGCGAGGAAGAACUGCGCGGACUCCCCCUCGGUACCGAGGGAGGCUCCUACUGCACAAUCACCGACAUCACCGAAGAAAAGCGGGCGGAGAUUUCACAAAAGAAAAUCGCCGAGGAGGCGCAACGGCGGAAGGAACAACAGGAACGCUUUAUCGAUAUGAUCAGCCACGAGGUCCGGAAUCCGCUUUCCGCCAUUCUACAUUGCACCGAAGACAUUUUGGAAGCCGUGCAGCAGCAGGACCAACAGGACAUCCGGGUCAAGGACAUCGCCCAAGCGGCGGAAACGAUCAGUCUUUGCGUUGCGCAUCAGAAGAAGAUCGUUGACGACGUGCUGACGUUCUCGAAGUUAGACGCAGAAAUGUUCACCUUAUUGCCGCGGCGCGUGCAGCCACGACAGCAUCUGGCCAUGUCGUUAAGCAUGUUUCGACCAGAGCUGCGAAAGCAUGACAUCGACUUCGAAUACAAGCUGGACCACUCCUACGCCGACUGUGAAGUGGACUGGAUUAUCGCUGAUCUCGACCGCAUGAGUCAAGUUCUCGUCAAUCUUGUCUGCAAUGCGAUCAAGUUCACAGCCAAGGCGGGCAACGAGAAGAAGAUAUCAGUGUUUAUGGGUGCCUCCAAGUCGGCUCUGCGACGCAAUGCGACGAACCGGCCCGAGUGGGGGGAGGGUGGCAUGGCCUAUAUCAUGGUCGCGGUGAAGGACACGGGCAUUGGAAUCACCGAGGAAGCACAGAAGCGGCUGUUUGAACGAUUUAAUCAAGCCACCCCGAGAACCGAGUCGAUCUACGGUGGGUCAGGGCUUGGCCUCAACGUCAGUCGGAGGCUCUGCCAUAUACACGGGGGCGAAAUCGGCGUGAGCUCGAAGGAGGGUCACGGAAGUACAUUCGGCUUCUUCUUCACCGUUCGUCGAAGUGUCGAGAGCGCCAAGAGCAAGCCACCUCGACAAGAGCCGGGGGCCAUCGCCGAGUUGUGCCGGGAAGUUCAAGCGCUCAGCCAUGAGGUAACGGAAGGGACAAACGAGAUCACCAAUCCGGCCAUUCCUACCAGUCCUGAGAUCACGCAUGUGAAGGAGGUCUCCCCCAGCGCGUCCAAAGACGAGGCCUGGCAACAUACCGCCCGAAUCGCCUACGAGGCAGGAAACACGGAGGUGAUGCGUCACAGUCCCAGUCUUGCCCAGUCCACCGACCAAUCUCAGUAUCCCAAGCAGCAACCAUCCCAAUCACCACGGCCUCCACCGGACGCAACCAAAGAACGACGGGUUCUGGUGGUAGAGGACAACGUAAUCAACCAGCGUAUUGUGGCACGCAAGCUCGAGUCCAUGGGGUUUCGAGUGACCGCGGCCAGUAAUGGGCGCGAGGCUCUGGCUAUGGUCCAGCAAAGUACAUUCGACUGCAUUCUAAUGGAUCAGGCGAUGCCAGUGAUGGACGGAAAUUCAGCGACGCGAGCCGUUCGCGAUCUCGAGAAACAUGGGAUGGCGCAUGUCCCGGUUCUAGGCGUCACUGCAAAUGUCCGGGCCGAGCAGCAAGCGGAGAUGAAGGCAGCAGGCAUGGACGACAUUAUUCAUAAGCCAUACAAGAUGCGAGACCUGUGUGACAAGAUUCAGCAGUUGAUAGGAUGA